Aspergillus chevalieri is the source of this 582-nucleotide messenger RNA. RefSeq names its product DUF4149 domain-containing protein. Lineage: Eukaryota; Fungi; Ascomycota; Eurotiomycetes; Eurotiales; Aspergillaceae. The record is from RefSeq and is a predicted model, not a curated record. The transcript is spliced from 3 exons. Bases 1 to 582 code for a protein of 193 amino acids.
AUGACUGAUCCUCGACCGUACCACAUUCUCAGCUAUGGCACUCUGCUGGGUGUCCAGGUCUAUCAGUCCUUCGUCUCAGGCGUGAUUGCCUUUAGGGCUCUGCCACGCCCUCAGUUCGCCCAGCUGCAGACCGCAACCUUCCCCAUCUACUUCUCUCUGCAGUCAGCCCUCCCCGUCGUGGUUGCUCUGACUGCCAGUAAAGGCAGCCAGGCACUCGGGAUCUCCGGGCUUUUGGCUCCGGAGAACCGACUUAAUACGCUACUGCCGAUGGCUACUGCGGUGGUGACGGGACUCGCCAAUCAAUUUAUUCUGCGCCCGCUCACGGUGAACGUGAUGCGGGAGCGGAAGAAGCAGGGUAUGUGUUGCUUGAACCUAUCAAAAAUGUCAGUUGAGAACAUAUCUGACUGGGAUUCAGAAACCCGUGAUGGCAAGAAGAGUUACGAUCCCCCUCCUCACUCCAAGCAAAUGCAGGCUUUGAACAAGAAGUUUGGUAAGGUUCAUGGAGUGUCGAGCUUGCUCAAUCUGGUCACUCUCCUUGCUACCGUUUAUUAUGGUGUGGUUAUUGGUAAACAAUUAUCGUGA